This is a messenger RNA of Effrenium voratum, 1486 nucleotides long. The record is from the annotation of a GenBank genome assembly. NCBI's taxonomy places the organism in Eukaryota, Dinophyceae, Suessiales, Symbiodiniaceae.
GUCGUGUUUGGCCUCCUUAUUUUCGGACGUGCCCAAUUCUGCUGGAAGGCGUCCUCUUGCCCAGGAAACCUCAGUGUUUUGUGCAGCUCAAGCCGUUUUGGCUCAGCUAACCCGCGCCGCGCACAAGUGAAUCGAUUUCGACCAUGGCCUUCAACUUCGGCAGGACGGGCAGGACGAUGGAUGCUGAGAAUGUGAACCCCCGCGCCCGCAGCUCCCGCGGCCGCAAAGUGGGCUUGGGCCUUUCCAGCGCCGGCAUCGGCAACGCCCUCUCCAACACCAGCGGCCUCUCCGGCCUCGGCGCGCGAUCCAACGCUCGGCCCUUGCAGAGCCUGUCGGAUAUCACGAACCUCCAAGAGCGGGACGCCCGCAAGCCACGACAGCCGCUGGCCGCCCGCACGGCAGCGGCUCCCGCGCCCGUUCCCGCGCCCGUUCCCGUCCCGGUGUCGGCCGGGCCGGUGCCCACGCAGUGCCCGGUGGUGCCCCGGAGGUCCGAGCGGGGCCUGGGCCUGGAGCGCGAUCGGAUCCUGGAUGAAGCUAUGGAUGUGUCCAACGAGCGGACCGAGCGGAACACCCGCGUGGCGGAAGAGAAUCAUGCGCGGAGCCAAGCCGCGGCGGAGUACCUGCCUGAAAUCAUGGACGCCCUUUUCGACGAGGAGGUUUGCUGCAGGCCUCGGCCCAGUUAUAUGGAGAUCCAGCCCGACAUCAACGGCAAGAUGCGCGCCAUCCUGGUGGACUGGCUUGUGGAGGUGCACAUGAAGUAUCGGCUGCGGGAGGAGACCCUCUUCUUGGCGGUGAACUUGAUCGACCGAUACCUCUCCAGCCUGCCGGUGAUCCGCCGGCGCCUCCAGUUGGUCGGGGUCACCGCCAUGUUCGUCGCUGCCAAGUUCGAGGAGAUCAACCCGCCAAGGGCCAGCAACUUCGUGUACAUCACGGACAGCACCUACAGCAAGGAGGAGUUGCUGCAGAUGGAGUGCGCCAUGCUGAAUUGCGUCAACUUCCAGGUGGUGGUCCCUACAGCAGCCCACUUCCUGCACCCCUUCCUCCAGGCGAACAACUGCGAUGGCCCCAGGCACCGAGAACUCAUCAAGUACGUCCUGGAACUGGCACUGCUGGACUUGCGCAUGAUCCGCGUUUUGCCCUCGGAGCUGCUGGCCGCGGCGGUGCUGUUGGGCAACGAGCUGAUGGCCCGCCAGGCGCCGUGGCCCCGGGCCAUGGAGCUGGCCACGCGGCACACGCAGGCGCAGCUGCGGCCGCUGGCGGACGAGCUGCAUGGGCUGUUGCGGCAGGCGCCCACGCAGGCUCUGGAGGCGGUGCGCAAGAAGUACAUGUUGCAGCAGCACCACUGUGUUGCAAGCGCAGCGCUGGCGGGCGCAUAAACCGACGCCCAGCCGAAAUGCACGGAUGGCUCCUGAUAUGAACUCAUGGCCAUUUUGGGCCCCUUGGUGGCUGGUUUUACAUGGCCUCCAGGUGCCCACUGACUAAGCCA